AGUGUUUCAAAGUGUUUUUAUGCAUGAGUUAUCCCACGAAAAUGGCGCCAAAUCAUCAUCCUCAUCACUUCAUGUUGCAUGGUUUACCGCUGGAGCCUGUCUCGCGUACAUAUCAAUAUCGAAAAAUUAUGAAACCGAUGUUGGAGCGUAAACGUCGUGCCCGCAUCAACAAAUGUCUGGAUGAGUUAAAGGAUUUAAUGACCAGCACUUUGCAGGCGGACGGCGAAAAUCUCUCCAAGUUGGAAAAGGCCGACAUACUCGAACUAACCGUACGCCAUCUACAUCGCCUACGCGAAACAAAUGGCCUCUUCGUACGUCAUACCGACACUAUGAAUAUGGAAAAGUUCUGGGCUGGAUUCCAGCAUUGCGCUGUGGAAGUAUCACAUUUUCUACAAAAAUACAAUCAACCAAAUAAACAUAUGAAUGGUGAUUUAAUUAAAUAUAUUGCGAAUUAUGUGCCAAAUAUGGCAGCAGCGGUGGCUACGGCAGCCGCGCAUGCUAAUCCAACAGCUGCAGCAACAGCAACAGCAGCCACUCAAAUACCAACCGCACACAUACCGCAGUCAGCAGUGGCAAUGCAAAUAACAGCGGCGGGCAAUGGAGUUACCUGUGACAAUAUGACUAAUAAUAUAAAUGCGCAUUACCAAAGAUUUUGCACAGCGCUGCGGCAGCACCAUCAACCAGCAGCAGGAGUGGCAGGGAUUGGCAAAUUGGCGGCAGACAUGCUUGCACCCACACCUAUACCAACAGCACUAGCUGCGGCAUCAGUGUCCUCAUCUAAUGCUCAACAACAACAAAUGCAAGUCUCUGCAUCAACGGUCUCCAGCUUUGAACGCAUUUGGGAGGCAGCAGCUCGAGCGGCGGCGAACGGCAAGCACCGUAUGCAUCCCUACGCUCGCAAAACAUUACAUAAUCACGGCAAUGUGGCGAGCGGUGAAUCUGCGUCAGGCAGUGGCGGCGGUAGCAGUGACGAUGGUGAUGCCGCUGAUUAUGGCGAUGGUGAUUUUGUAGCAGGCGACGGCCUUGUUUGGCGUCCUUGGUGAUGUUUGCCAUAUGUACUCGUAUAACAACAACAACGAUAAUUUCAUUUUGAUUUGGUCGCUCGACCUUAAAUACCGUUAGUUUUACCUUUUACCACUUAAUCAUUUCAUAUUUAUGUAAUGCUGUAGUGCAUGUAAUGUAAGCGUAUUUAGUUGUAUGUAAUCAUAUAUAAAGGAUCUAUAUAUACCCUGCAGGGAAAAGGUAGACUUGUAUGCAAACAUUUUACUUAAAUACAAGUAUUUUAAAGAUGAAAUACUAGUUUGCCAUAUCUUUCGGUAGAAAAUCGGUAGUACGCGAAAAUUCCAGUAAAUAAACUAGUAUUUUGUGGAAAAAUUUAUACCAGUUUGUAGUUUUGCAGAAAAAAAGCAGAAUUCAUUACGA
This is a messenger RNA of Ceratitis capitata (Mediterranean fruit fly), 1422 nucleotides long. Its product is annotated as protein hairy. The coding region runs from base 24 to 1043 and encodes 339 amino acids. NCBI's taxonomy places the organism in Eukaryota, Metazoa, Arthropoda, Insecta, Diptera, Tephritidae. The transcript is spliced from 2 exons. Gene Ontology annotation, cellular component: nucleus. Gene Ontology annotation, molecular function: RNA polymerase II cis-regulatory region sequence-specific DNA binding; protein dimerization activity; DNA-binding transcription factor activity, RNA polymerase II-specific. Gene Ontology annotation, biological process: anterior/posterior pattern specification; regulation of transcription by RNA polymerase II; regulation of neurogenesis. The record is from RefSeq and is a predicted model, not a curated record.